Messenger RNA from Penicillium canescens, 625 nucleotides. Its product is annotated as YqaE/Pmp3 family membrane protein. The record is from RefSeq and is a predicted model, not a curated record. Lineage: Eukaryota; Fungi; Ascomycota; Eurotiomycetes; Eurotiales; Aspergillaceae. Gene Ontology annotation, cellular component: membrane. The transcript has 3 exons. Bases 44 to 217 code for a protein of 57 amino acids.
CUCCCGUCUCCCUUCUCUCGCUCCAACUUUACCAUCCUUCAAAAUGCCUUUCACCGCUUCUGACAUCUGCAAGAUCAUCUUCGCCAUCAUUCUGCCUCCUCUGGGUGUCUUCCUGGAGCGCGGAUGUGGUGCUGACCUCCUGAUCAACAUCUGUUUAACCAUCCUGGGAUGGAUCCCUGGUAUCAUCCACGCCAUCUACAUCAUCUUCAAAUACUAGCGAUACCCACGUUCCCCACACCGUCGCAGCCAAUAAUACUUGCCACUCGAUAUUUCGUGAAAAGCAAGUCCUGUGACCAAUUUCACCUUCAUUCCCCUCAAGCAAGGGGCGGUACGAUUCAAUAUGAGGGUGUCAGCGUGGGCCCGAGGAGGUCCGGUUGGGACUAGCCUGAUGCAGCCUCCGCCACUUGGCAUCGGAUCCGGCAUGAUGUCCAUAAUUCCCUAAUCUUGUGUUGUUCUGUGGCAUGCUUUUCUUUUGUUGUUUCCUUUGUUCUGCUGCGGGUUCUUGCUUUUUCGUUUCGAUUGAUACCAGCUCAUACCAUGUUCUGGGGCAUCGUUGUUUCGUAUCAAUGCCCGUUAGCUAGCCUGAUGAUUCAUGGGUAUGAAUUUAUAACUCGGUUUAAACGCA